Molecule: messenger RNA, 2441 nt
Organism: Carcharodon carcharias (great white shark)
Lineage: Eukaryota; Metazoa; Chordata; Chondrichthyes; Lamniformes; Lamnidae
Gene: p2rx1
Product: purinergic receptor P2X, ligand-gated ion channel, 1
Exons: 12
Coding region: 85-1257 (390 amino acids)
Biological process (GO): response to ATP; monoatomic cation transmembrane transport
Cellular component (GO): nuclear inner membrane; plasma membrane
Molecular function (GO): extracellularly ATP-gated monoatomic cation channel activity; ATP binding; purinergic nucleotide receptor activity
Source: RefSeq, a predicted model, not a curated record
CAGAUGUUUCAGUGAAGGUUCCAGCAUUGCACCCUUUAUUGAAGACCAGAGCUUUCACUUCAUGUAGAAUCUGCCUCUCCAGAAAUGGUGGAAGCUAACAAACUGGUUGCAAGUAUUUCUAACUUCUUGUUUGAGUAUGAUACACCUCGGAUGGUAACAGUAAAAAACAGAAGAAUUGGAUUAAUUUUUCGAUUGAUCCAACUAGGAGUACUUGCCUACAUCAUCGGGUGGGUUUUCAUCUAUGAGAAAGGUUAUCAGUCCACGGAUACCACUAUAAGCUCUGUCUCGGUUAAAGUGAAAGGCAUUGGCUUCACCAACCUCUCCAACAUCGGGCCCAAGAUCUUGGAUGCAGUUGAUUAUGCCUUCCCAUCAUGGGGAUCAGACUCCUUUGUAAUUAUGACCAAUUACAUUGUUACUCCGAAUCAGACCUUGACACACUGUGCACAGCACCAAAGUUCUGGAAAGUGUGAAUCUGACAGUGACUGCGCAGCAGGAGUGUUUAGCCGAUACGGACAAGGCAUUAUGAAUGGGAAAUGUCGGAACAACGCUGAAGGAAACAAGACAUGUGAAAUCUUUGGAUGGUGCCCAGCUGAAAAUGAUCACAUCAUUUCAAAUCCACCAUUGCUGAUGGCUGCAGAAAACUUCACCAUUUUUAUCAAGAACUCGAUCACUUUUACAGCCUUUGGUGUUUCAAGGCGGAAUAUAGUGGAAUCCGUAACCAAAGCAACUCUGAAAAAUUGCACCUACCAUAAGGUCCAUGACCCUCUGUGCCCUGUGUUUCGUUUGGGUUACAUUGUUGAAGAAAUUAAAGAGAAUUUCUCUGUCCUGGCAUACAAAGGGGGCAUGAUUGGUAUUGUGAUCCACUGGGAUUGUGACCUGGAUUGGCCUGAGAAAUACUGUACACCCACCUAUAGCUUCCAUCAACUUUACGGGGGUUUAGACAAAGAGAAAGUAUCAGCAGGUUUUAACUUCAGGUAUGCUAAAUACUAUAAGGAAAAUGGCACAGAUGUGAGAGAUCUUUACAAGGUCUUUGGAAUUCGAUUAGAUAUUAUGGUCAAUGGUAAGGCUGGUAAAUUUGACAUUAUUCCAACCAUGACAACUAUUGGCUCUGGCAUUGGUGUGUUUGGGGUGGCUACUAUUGUGUGUGACUUGGUAAUGCUUCAUAUGCUUCCCAAACGAAACUACUACAAACAGAAGAAGUUCAAGAAUGUUGAAGGAGAAUCAUCUACAUCAAUGCCAGCAGAAACCAAAGAUUAACAAGGGACAUGAUAAUCCUUUCCACCCUGACAAGGCAUCAAAGCAGUGAGCAUAGGCAUGGGAAUUGGACCUCCUCAACAUCAGACAACAAUCUUCCAUUUGAAGUCAAGCUGACAACAAUACUCACACAACUGAGGGACAUCCUCGAAAGCAAGGCUACUGAACUACUGAAGGAUGAAGGAAAGUGCAGGAGAGUAUGGUUUCUUCAAUACUCAAUGUCAGCAUCUCCAACAUAGCUACAAUCUCCAGUACAAAAUGAGGGAGCACUUUGAAUGCCUGUACAACUCAUUGUACAAUUUCCUUCCUUAGAAUGACCACUGCUCUUUAUCACCAUGUUAAAAGUCUCCAAUUUCUUAUCUUAGUGUUCACAGCCAUGAGAAAUUAUGUGGCUUGUUUUUAAAUUUUAAAAAAACUUUGUCAAAGUCUGUUUAUUUCUUUAUGCACAUAGGAAAUGAGUGAGCUUUCAAUGGGCCCUCACAGCUUAUCACACCUCUCACAAACAUCACAGCAUGGAGUGAAUCCUAACAUUUAAAACAUGCAGCUUAUGUUCCAGUAAGAUGAUAAAAUUUUAAAAAUCUGAAACCUGACCCUCACUUGGGAAAACAGAUAGGCAGCCAAGUUCCAGCUCCCAGGAGGUGAGUUGGCAAUUAAAAUGUUUUAAUGAGGCUGUCAGCUUCUUACUUAAGCUGCUUUACUGUUUUACAGUGGGUAACUGGGUUUCUGAGCACUUGUGAAACCCAGCAGGUGAAUGGAAGCGAGGACAGCUUGGAGCGAUGUUAAGUGCCUUUACAGCACUACUUGCGGGCCAGGAGGAACAAGAGUGCUUCCCUCCAGCCCCCACAAGCUCCCUUCCAAUUGGACCUCCACUGUACAAAGACUUGUGGGGUCAGAACUUAUAUAUAUACAAAUAUGCAAACAUAACAAAUAGGAGCAGAAUUAGGCCAUUCAGCCCCCGAGCUUGCUUCGCCAUUCAAUAAGGUCUUGGCUGAUCUGUUCGUGUUUCAAAUUCCAUAUUCCUUCCUACCUACCCCUGAUAAUCUUUGAUUUCCUCCCCUAACAAGAAUCUAUCUACCCCUGCCUUAAAAGUAUUCAAUGACCAUCAUCCAUCAUUAAGGAAGAAAUGUCAGGACAUUUAGAAAAGUUUAACGCAAUCAAACAGAGUCAACAUGGUUUUGUGAAAGGGA